ACCACUGACACCAUCCAUGGAUACGCAGUAUACAACAGCACCAUAUUCGGGAGUCAAAUUGCAGUAAAAUGUAACACUGGAUACGAGAUCUUGUCUAAUACCAUUGGCAAAUGCGAUUUCACGGGCAACUGGAGUUACAGCUCUCCAGUUUGCACAAUUAAAGAUUGUGGCCGUUUGUCCUCACCACCCAAUGGUGCUCUGGAAUUGAAUGCCAGCACAUAUGGCAGCCUUGCAAGUACAUCGUGCAAUGUCGGGUAUGACCUUGGAGGAGUGCCCACACUAUCGUGUACAUCUAAUGGACAGUGGUCGAACACGGUGGCAAUUUGUAUAAUCAAAGAUUGUGGCGUCAUACAAGCGAUUGGCCAUGGAUCUGUGAUAUUCAAUGCAACGACGUUCGAAUCAAAGAUGUCAUUCCUGUGUUAUAAGGGUUUCCUUCUAGUUGGACGACAAGAAGUUAGAUGCACUGAACACGGAAACUGGAGUUCAGUAUUGCCCUUUUGCAAACAAGCUGAUUGCGGUAAGCCAGUCGCGGUGGCCAACUCGGUGAACGAGACUAAUGUCACAACAUACGGUUCCUUUGUGCGGUACAGCUGUAACGCUGGGUAUCGUCUUGUUGGAGAACCCGUGUCAUUCUGCUUCUUGAACGAGAAGUGGAGCCCAACGCCCAUAUGUACAAUACGGGAUCAGCAAGCUGUCCUGAGAUUCAACAUUGAUUUCAAACUCUUUACUGAUUGUGGGCCACUGGAGGUCCCCGAUUCAGGGAGCGCCACAGUUUCGGCUACAACUUUUGGCUCCAGUGAAAUCUACUGGUGUAAUAAAGGAUAUAAUCUUGUUGGAAACCAACUUAGAACUUGCUUGCAAAAUGGAACCUGGUCUGGUGACAAACCUUCGUGCAUCCCUAAAGAUUGUGGUAACCUUACUGCGCCUGAUCACGGCACGCUUAAUAUGAAUUCCACAGUGUAAGGAUCUCAUGCAAACUUUGGGUGCAAUGACGGUUACACCUUGUAACCAACGGACCGGAGCUAAUAGCUUGCUCUAACAAUGGCACAUGGAAUCAUUCAAUGCCAUCGUGUUCUGCUCAUGAUUGCGGUGAAGUGGAUGAACCCAUCAACGGCGCGAAGGUGACUCCGUAUUCUACUGUGUUUGACUCGACCAUUGGAUUUGUUUGCAACGAGGGAUACGUUUUUACUGGAAACGAACAGCUGUAUUGUACUGAAGAAGGC
This is a messenger RNA of Dreissena polymorpha, 1223 nucleotides long. RefSeq names its product C4b-binding protein beta chain-like. The coding region runs from base 406 to 963 and encodes 185 amino acids. The transcript has 8 exons. The record is from RefSeq and is a predicted model, not a curated record. NCBI's taxonomy places the organism in Eukaryota, Metazoa, Mollusca, Bivalvia, Myida, Dreissenidae.